AUCAAAACAACUUCGCGUGUUUCGUUGCUGCUGCUUGCCGGCUGUCGAAUAAAAUUUUACCACCGUCGUUCAAGUGAAACAUUCCGAACAUGGAAGAAAAACAGGCGAAAAAAGUGCUUUCCGAGCAGGAACGGCUUGAAUUGGCGGCCCAGCUGGAUAGAGACCUGGAUGCCUUCAUCAGCUCGCUGGAGAAAAGGCGCUACACCGAAGGAUGGCCCGAAGACCGCUGGGAGGAAGAGAUGGCCAAGCAUCCGUUUUUCAUGCAAAAAUCACCCGAACCGGGCGAACCACUGAGCCCACUGAUGGAAGGACUGCAGCAGCUGAAGUACGAUCCACAGGAAAACACGGAGCAAGAGCUGGCCGAUACGUACAAAGAGGACGGCCGGUUCUACAUGCAGCACCGCAAGUUCCGGAUGGCCGUGCUGAGCUACACGGAAGCGCUCCGGUACAAGGUUGGCGAUGCGGCGUACAAAGCGAUCCUGUACAAUAAUCGUAGCGCCGCAAACUACUCGCUGAAAAACUACCGCACUUCCCUGCAAGACGCUCAGAAAGCGUUGGAGUUGAACCCCGACUACGACAAGCCCCGGUGGCGUGCGGCCCAGUGUGCCUCGGCACUCGAUCGGUUCGAUCUGUGCGUUGAGCUCUGCGACACAAUACUGCAGCGUGAUUCUACAAACAGUGCCGCGGUCGAGUUGCGAAAAUCUUGCCUCGCGCGAAAAGCCGCACAGAAUCGUGACAGCCGGAAGGAAGCUCGCCUGGAGCGGGAAAAGGAGCAGAAAUGGGAUCGGCUCGUGGCGGAGUUGCAGAAGCGGAUGGUAAAGUUUGAGGAACCAAAAGCGCUGGACGAUGAGCGUAAGCUGCGGCCACGUUUGGCACCGUUGGAAGACUUUAUGGUAUCGUGCGAUGAAAAUGGUGUCCUAUCCUGGCCGGUAGUGUUUUGCUAUCCAGAGUUUCAAACGACCGAUUUCCAGCAGCAGCUUCCGGAAACGACCAAAAUGCAAGAAGUGCUGGAGCAACUGUUCGAGGAACCGCUCGAGUACGAUAAGGCGGGUUUGUACCGGGCAAACAAAGUAAACGUUUACUAUGAAAAUAGGAUUCUUGGCUUUCCCUACAUCGUGGACAAGAAUAAAACGAUCCAGGAGAUUGUAGCAGAACGGACGUUCCUCGUGUACCAGGGUACCCUUACGUUUUACAUUGUGGUGAAGGGCUCCAAGCAGGAAGAAUCGUUCGUGAAUCAAACAAGGAUACCACUUAAACUCAAUCAUUGGUGAUAAGGGCAAAAGAGAGAAGCGGCACAAAAAGGUGAAAUAAAUUUCGGAUAUCGGAUGUACGAACGAAACGCUGUCGCUUAUUAGUGAAUUACACAUGAUUUUUAUUCAUAUUUUUAUGUUGCAAUAUAUAAUAUGCGUUUUAAAGGAUUUACUCUCUCUCUCUGAAGAAACUCUUUUGUUCAGAAGUAACAAAAACGAAUUAAAAAUGUGGUAGCUCUAUUUAAAGAAAAAAGAAUGGUGGUUUCACAUCAACGAGGAAUAGACCAAAUGGUAAAUUGAUGGCGGAAGGGGAAAAGGAAUUUUGAUGAGCCGCCGAUACAUGCUCGGACCGUAAGCUAUAAUACCAUUCGAAAGCGAGGAUGAAAUUCUAGGAAAAAAAUGUGCUGAAGAAAAUGACUGCGCACUCUACUAAAAUCAAGCUAGUUAGUGGCUUUCUCUCCUGGGAUGAUCAGAAUGGCAAACGAAAGCAUUUCCGUUCAAAAAAAAAAAAAGAAAUGGACAAAAUAAAUUAAAUCAAGGUGUCGUCAAUUUCCGCUCAGUUGCAGACAAUGGCAAAAAGGAAACACGGACGUACGGCGGCUUUUGGGCUUGUAUGAUAGGCUCAACAAUAAAUCAGGAAGUGGUGGUUUGUAUGAAUUUUCACAGCAUCGUGACGACGAUCACCGCACUCACUACUCUCACGGGGGAGAGGGUGUGCGCACACAUGCCUCCUCUUCUAACUCUCUCUUAACAUCGUUGCUUGUCCUAUCCAGUGGUGUGUUGUACGACGUUUCCAGGCACACCAACCAAGAAACGAUCCAAACACGUGGUUGUGGCAUUACGUUUUUUUUUGUAGAGGGGAAAAACAAUUGUAUGAUCUCCUGUUAUCUCAGGCAUCCCCCUCCUUUCUUGGGGUGUUAUACCAUCAUCCACUUUGUGUAAGGUUUUCCAGGCUUUUUUUUCUUCUCUCUAUUGCUUUCACCGGUACAAAACCAAACCGAGUCUUAAGUUCUCUAGUCGUUUUGUGUGUAUAAUUUAGAGCUGCUAUUGGAAGUGAUACUUUUCCGCACAUUGGUUUGGUAGCUUUGAGGGGGUUUUGAGGAUAUAAUUCGAGAUAAAUCUCGGCUUCUUGGGUGGUUGCUGGAUUGAAGGUGUGUUGUGUGUUUUCCUCUUGAGACUUCAUACACUCAUUCCAUACACACAUUAACGGGCGAAUGGUGUGCUUCGCUCUUGUCGUGAAUUGUUGCUCAAAAAGGGCAGCAGAAAAAAUACUACAAAAUUACCAACAACGAAUUGCCUUUCCACCUCUGCCUCUCACACACACACGCUUUGCGCCCUAAAUUCCACUACAACGGCCCUCUAGCUGUUUCUAGACAUUACACUCUCCUGAGGCGCCUGAGACACUCUCAGCUUCCUAUAUUGGGGUUUCUGGACACCCAGCUGUUUACCACAGGAUGCGCUUAUGGGGUUUUGGUUUGACUUAGUCCUUUUUUCCGCCCGGAUUAAUUGGACAUUUAAUGGUUGAGAUCCUAAGAGCUUUCGUUCGAGUCGGAUAUACUUAUCGGGUUUUUCGUCGCAAAAUUGUAAUAAGCGUAAUGGGCUUUUUCUACUGUUUUUUUCCUGCCUUUCCUGUGUUUCCGUCGUUUUUCCUUUGGUGCCUCUGUUUCAAAAAAACGUGAACGUGGCUUGUGUUUUUUUUUGCACACCCUUUUCUCCUAGUUGUUAGGAAUUUCCCCGAUUUAUCCCCCCUUUUUCCGGUCGUUUGCCUGUUCUGUCUUCUUCGUUCGUUCGUGGUUUUUUCUUGAGUGUAUAUGUGUGUUUUUGGAUGUUUUUUGUUUGUUACAUAUUAACUUUAAAUAUAAAAUAUCACAAUGGUACAUUUUUUUCUCUCUCCCUCCCGUCUCUCGAGCUCAUUCAGCGUUCUCUAGUGUUUUCACAAAAAUAUAGUUAUUAUUAAUAUGUUAAAUACCCUGCUGUGUGGAACGAAAAAACAACAACACGGAACACUUCUCGGAACACACACACACUCUCGGAUGGGAGGAGCACACCACGAGGAAGCGCGGUGCUGCUUAUUUGGUAGUGGUGUGUUGCUCGGCUGUAUGUAUGCAGGGGAUCUGUUUAUUCCUCUGCGCGCCAUACACACACAACACAGCCAUUUUGUUUUGUCAGAAAGUUGUCCUUCGAAACACAUUUUAGUGCACACUUGGACAUGUUUCAGCGGAUUUUGGUAAAAAAUCGUUUGCCUCUUUUACCGUCAUAUUGACGAAUGCCGCCUUUUUCUGCACGAUUUUCCUCGUGCUUCGCCAUGCACAACGAAUAGGGGGUGGUGAUGAUCAACAACCACCAUCAUCACCAUUUUGCAAGGAAAGGUACUUUUCCUGGUAUAGCAAUUAGUCCUUUGCACGCACUCCACAGGUGCGCGGAUUGCUUUAGGGGCUAAUUUCGAUUUCGUUCGAAAUUCGCGCGUUCAUAUUGGAUCUUUCCCACAUUAAACCAAUUGAGAUCAACGAGACGUACAUUUAUGUCUACGAGAAAAUGGUCUCUUUUCCGCUUUUCCGACGACAUUUUUCCUUUUUUUUUCUUCUUUGUAACGUGUUCGAAGGUAUUCGAACAGAGAGGUAACAACACCAUGGCUCUCACCCCUAUUCAACCAAAUUCGGGUGCCUGGUGUGUCGUGUGUUCCGUACUAUUUAUGUUUCGCUUAGGUGUCUUGCUUUUUUUAAAUAUGCUUUUGAGAAUUUCACAUAACAUAUUAUUCCUGCAUGGUUAUUAUCAGUAUCUUCGCUACGCAACACAACUCAUGUUUCCGGGUUCUUGAGAAUGUUUCCGCUUUGUGUUCCUUCCUGUUGCGUUCUUUGUAAAGAAUUUUGUUCCUUUAAUAACUGGUUAAGAUUCAUAGCUUUUCUUGUAGUAAUUGUAUGUGUUUUUUCCGUUCGUUCGUUUUUUUUGUGAAAACCUUUUGUUCGCUGCAUGAUUCAUCAUUCAUUCAGAGACAUGGAAAAAAGCAAAAAGGUUCGUACGUUCCCUUCCGCUUCUGCACAUUUUUGCUAUGUAAAUGUAUUAUUGGCGAUAUCUUACGCUUUUUCCGUUUAUAUGCAUGCAAAAUACAUCUUUUACAUGUCUGCUAUACCAACACUCGCUCGGCUUGCUGGUAAUGUGUGUUUUUUCUUCUUUUCUUUUUUUUUCAGCAGAUCAUACACAAACAUACACACACACAUAUAACCACACUGGGUCGUUUUUUGAUGUAAUGUCCAACGGGGUCCGGUCCCUUCCUUCCACUUCCGUGGGCGCAUAUUUUGCAACACGUUGAUCGCAUCGUGUAAGUGUUGUGUAGUGUGCGACCCAUUAUUUUCUGGCAUGUGUUUCUAGCUCUUGGCGCUAUCCUUCCUACCAUUUUUAUCAUUAGUCUGAAUCAUCUUUUGAAUCGUUUGAGAAGCAUACACCCUUCUCUAUAUUCAUUGGUUUUUUUUCCAGAGUGUGCUGAAUAAUGCUUACUAUCGUAUAGUUUUCGGGGGAUUUUUCGUGCAUCCCAAAUGAAACCUGAAUUAAUUUACCUAGCGAACAAAACAAAAAAAUGGCGACUUGUGCAAAAGGAAGAGAAUUAUGUUCGCUUUGCUUUAUCACACUUGGAAUCAGAAUUUAAGAAGGACACUACCCCCCCCUUCCUGUUGCUGUGGAUGAUUUUAACGCUACACAGCGAACUAAAAAUUCAGUGAUAAAUUUCUAUGUCUGUGUGUGUGUGUUUUUUGUCUGCUGCAAGUUCUAUAAGAGAAGUGUGCUUAAUUUUAAAAAACCUAGAAUAACCUGACACGUGUGCCUUGUCUCCUCCACGAAUCGAUGAUCAAUCGGAUUUUGGUUGAUUUUUUCCUGACCGGGCGGGCAUGCAACAACUUGUGUAUUCGCAUUUUUGUCUGUUAAAAAGAAAAACUUAAAUCUAAUCACUACACAGCAAAACCCCUUAACCGUAAGCACACAAUGAAUGUGGGUUUAGAAGAAGAACAGACAAAAACAAAACAAAAAACACCUUUAACGGUGACGACGCAUGCCAAAAGAAGGAGCUUCUUUAGCUCUAGUUUGAUGAGCUUUCUCUAUAGUAUGUGCAAAAGGAUAGAUUGUUUUUCUUCUGAAAAAUGGUGCGUUACGAUUUUAGCUGCCAACCAUCCAUCAUCUUGCUGAUGUUUCCUGUUGUUGACCAUGAGUCCUGUGCUCUUUCGAUUUAACAACUCGGUCUGUCGGUCUGUUUCUUGCGCUUUUCUCUCACUCGAUCGUCGAUGCUUUUAAAAAGUUCAUAAGAAAGUAAAAAAUUGUUCCUCGAUCUGUUUUGUGACGAAACGACGGUUACGCAUCUGAUUAUUCACUGUAAUAAGAUAUUAUCCUUAGCCGUUUUUUCUUC
Anopheles stephensi (Asian malaria mosquito) is the source of this 5643-nucleotide messenger RNA. It is a transcript of the gene Dpit47, whose product is annotated as DNA polymerase interacting tetratricopeptide repeat-containing, protein of 47 kDa. Gene Ontology annotation, molecular function: Hsp90 protein binding. The transcript has 2 exons. The record is from RefSeq and is a predicted model, not a curated record. The coding region runs from base 90 to 1271 and encodes 393 amino acids. NCBI's taxonomy places the organism in Eukaryota, Metazoa, Arthropoda, Insecta, Diptera, Culicidae.